Messenger RNA from Impatiens glandulifera, 1506 nucleotides. RefSeq lists its product as uncharacterized. Bases 156 to 1190 code for a protein of 344 amino acids. NCBI's taxonomy places the organism in Eukaryota, Viridiplantae, Streptophyta, Magnoliopsida, Ericales, Balsaminaceae. Gene Ontology annotation, biological process: response to red or far red light; negative gravitropism. The record is from RefSeq and is a predicted model, not a curated record. The transcript has 3 exons.
AUAAGAUCAACAAUUCUUUCUUGAAAGCGCGUGUUGAUUUUGGGAACAUUCCCAUUGAUCCAAUACAUUCCGCUUCCAUCCAAAUACGAAUCGGAGUCAAUUCCCUUGUUGGAAGUGUUCCUCCUUCUAAGGAUUAUUCUUCGAUUCAUAAGGUGAUGGCUUCCGAGGAAGGUAUUGACAUGUCAAGUUUGAAGUCUCAAUUAAGCGAAAUACAGACGACUUUGAAGCAAGACAUGGAAGGAAACCAGUCUAAAGUUGAUGCUCUACAAUCAAAUUUGUUGGAUGUAAAGACAUGUGUACAAGGGUCAGGGGAGAACACAAGAAAGGAGUUGGAGGUUCUCUGGCGAAUAGUUAAAACUACGGCAACAAUGUUGACUUACUUAAAAACAAAAGCUAGAAUAAUGGCUAUUCCUUGUUUAGCCCACACAUCUUGUGGAAUCAGACAAUUAGACGGUGUGGGGCUUGUUGACAAAAAUGGAGUGCCACAAUCUGGCUGGUCAAGUGGCAUUGAUCUCUCUUUCUUUGAUAAUGUAGAUGAUGGUGCAUUGAUUGGAAUCAGCUGUCAACAUGAAUCAAUUGAUGAACAAGAUGCAACUUAUGUUGGUGAAGUUCUAAAAAUUGUAGAUACGGUUACUGACGUAAUGGAAAAGCUAGUUAAAAGGGUCAUUAUGGCAGAAUCUGAAACUUCUUUUCAGAAAGAAAAGGUGAUACUGGGGCAGGAAGAGAUGAGAAUGAAGAUGCAGCAAAUUGAGGACAUGUCCAUGAAACUGGAGGAAAUGGAAAAGUUUGCUCUUGGAACAAAUUGCAUACUAAAUGAGAUGAAACAGAGAGUUGAAGACUUGGUUGAUGAAACCUCUAUACAGAGGCAGAGAGCAGCGGAAAAUGAACUGGAGCUUUCUCGAGUUAAACAAGAUUUUGAAUCCUUGAAGUCUUAUGUUAGCACUCUUAUCAAUGUGCGGGAGACACUCGUAUCAUCUGAGAAGCAAUUCCAAACAAUAGAGAGACUCUUUGAGAGGCUAGUUGCGAGGACAAGUCAAUUGGAAAGCGAGAAAAUGCAAAAAGAAGUGGAAGUUCAGAAACUCAUGGAAGAGAAUGUGAGGUUGAGUUCAUUGCUCGACAAGAAAGAGUCCCAACUUUUGGCCAUGAAUGAACAAUGCAAGGUGAUGGCCUUACAUUCAUCUGGCAUCUAAUAUGUGUACUAAUUUGUCUAGACUCAUUUUGUUUGUCUUCUUAUUGUCCUACCCCCGCGUUUAUAACCAAUCCAUCUAAUUGGGUUUCCUUUUGAAGCCCAGUCAAUAAAAGAUGGACAAGCUAGACUGUAAUGUUACAUGUAUGAUCUUUCCUCCUGAUUUGAAAUGAAUCAUGUUCAUAGAUGUGAAGUUUACAUGUAGGUUUGAUCUAUUUGUAUAAUAUGAUGAAAGAAAGGCAGAUGCCUGGUUUGAUCUAUUUGUAUAACUUUGCAACUAUGUCCAGAUUCAGCUGAAACAAUAUUACUUUUGUUAUUCA